This is a messenger RNA of Chanos chanos (milkfish), 804 nucleotides long. It is a transcript of the gene cltrn, whose product is annotated as collectrin, amino acid transport regulator. The transcript is spliced from 6 exons. Gene Ontology annotation, biological process: positive regulation of amino acid transport. Lineage: Eukaryota; Metazoa; Chordata; Actinopteri; Gonorynchiformes; Chanidae. Bases 108 to 773 code for a protein of 221 amino acids. The record is from RefSeq and is a predicted model, not a curated record. Gene Ontology annotation, cellular component: extracellular exosome; plasma membrane.
CUCUUGAGCCGCAGUCUUAAAACCCUGUUUGCAGAGAUCUUUGCUCAAACCUUCGUGUGAAGUGAACAGCAUUUAACUGCGCUGUGGUGGACAAGGAGGAUAAAGAGAUGCUGGCCAAGAUACUUUUUCUUCUCUGUCUGACGCACACCUCGGCACAAGACCUGUGCAAAUCAGACACUGAUGAUGGAUACAAAGUCCGACUGAGCAUUAAAACAGCGCUGGGGGACGAUGCUUACACGUGGAAUGACAGCGAGCAGUUUCUGUUCAAAGCUACGCUGGCUUUUGCCAUGAUGCAGUACAUGCCAGAGGAGACCUUUAAUUUGUCAAACAUCCUCAUCUGUGAUGAGACGGAGAGGGUAUCAUUUUGGUUUGUGGUGAUGUCACCUCAAAAUCAAUCCCAGUUGAUCCCUAAGGCGGAGGUAGAGAACGCUGUGAGAAAAUCCAGGAAUCGCAUAAACAGUGCCUUCUUAUUGACUGACAAGACACUUGAGUUUGUGGGCAUUCCCCCAACAUUUGCAGCGCCAGUGGUGUACACCACCCCACCAUGGCUUAUUGUUUUCGGGGUCGUCAUUGGCGCUGUGUGUGCAGGCAUUGUCGCCAUACUCAUAUCUACCUUUAUCCAAAAGAGCCGAAAAACCAAGGAAAAAGAGAAUGACUUAGUGAGCGAUGAAGAGACCAUGAGAAGUGUAGGAAACGGCAUGGCGGGCCUCGGAGAUAAAGACGGUGUGUACAAUCAAAGCUUUGUGGAUGACGAUCGCUUCACCAAGCUCUAAGGAAACACACAUUCAGCUCUACACAAGACAG